AUAUCAGUUUAUAUUUUAAGAUGGCUGCGCCCUGGGCAGUGAUAUUUUUAUUUUUUUCCCUUACUGUUAUCAAGCCUUCCUGUAUAAAGAGCGACGAAGUUAAGAUUUCAAUGAAGAAUGGGCCUAUGAAAGUUUUCUCUGACGUGGAAAUAGCAAAAUAUGAUGGGUCAAAUCCUGAUCUACCUAUCUACAUGGCUGUAAAAGGUGUUGUGUUUGAUGUGUCACAAGGUAAAGAAUUCUAUGGCAAGGCUGCUCCCUACAACGCACUUGUUGGUAAGGAUUCUACCAGGGCAGUCGCUAAGAUGUCUUUAGAGCCUGAUGAUCUUACAUCUGAUGUGACUGGUCUAUCAGAUGAGCAAUUCAAAUCAUUGGAAGAUACAUUUAGGAAUGUAUACAAGGCUAAGUAUCCUGUAGUUGGUCACAUGGCUUUCAAAGAUCAUCAUAUACAUGGUGACCUUUGACACAUUAUGAACUCGUACUGAAUGCAAUAUUAAGGGAAAUACUGCUAUACACUUGAAGGUAAUACAUUUUAAAACCUGCAGAAAGACUAAAUGGGAAGUAGGCCAUUUCUAAAUAUAUGAAUCAAUCAGGCAAGUGUUAAAAGCCAGUAAACACAUUUGGUAAUUUCAAUUUCAGGGCUUACAUUUUGGUGAUGGUGUUUGCUAAAACUUUUACAUCAUCACUGCAUCAAACUUUAAAUGAAGCUAGUCAAGGAAUGAAUCUCACUAGAUGUUGAGAUAAGAUAAUUUGUUAUUGUAAACUCAUAUUAGAGAAAGCAAUAUAAUUGUGCUUCCGACACCAACACUCAAUCUCCCUUUGUCUCAUUCAAAUGUUUCAGAAUGAUGCAUUCUCUUUCAAUAUUUUUGAUGAAUCAUGCCAUAAUGAAAAGAGAUCCUAUUUUGAUAUUGUUAUAAUAAUAAUUAUAUUCAUAAAACACUUAAUACAUUAUGUUUCUAAGCACUUUACAUAACAAUUAUUAUUACCCUGGUCAUCGGAUCCUGGUAUACCUGCACACAAUGUAUACACCUCCACUCCCUGGGGAGCAUUCCAACAAGUGUUCUAAGACUCAAUUCCUAGGCAUACUAUUUAGACUUUUACCUCGUACAGGGUACCCAUUAUCACCUGGGGGGAGAGUGGCAAUGUGUGGAUUGAGCCUUGCCAAAGGGUGUGUUUAUGCUUCCAUUGCGAGGACAGAAUCAGCAUUUUCAAAACGCUGAUUGUAAACGUGGUUCUGGGAGUGCUGUUUAUGCUUAACUUUUCAGAGGCAAAAUUACGAACUCCAGCUGGCUUUGCAUCAUAAUUUUUGUUGAACAGGAAAGCGAGGUCAAAUUGGGCGCGCCCUUUUUCGAAAGUUUUUUUUCUGAGUGUUGUUAUGGCGAAUGUACGUCAACUGUUAUUUAAACAUCAAACAAUUUCCGAUAUUUUAGCCAUUGCAUGGAGCUACUUGACAUAGCCAUAUAAUUUCCACCAUGGUGAGGAUAAUAGUGAGAAAAAAUAAGAAAUAUUAAAGUAUACAUAAUAAAACAUCUAUUUGAAGAGUUUGGUUGCAAAAGGGGUUAGGUCCACUCCAAGAAAAUCAUAUUUUAAAUUCUCCCAUAUUGCAAUAUUCUUAUGUGAAACUAAAUUUUCAUGAUACCCUAGGCCUUUAAUUAUGAUGUUUCCACGUUUUGUAUUACAUGUACUUAAUAUGUCGUGCCUUAUAUUAAUAUGAAUUGUGUAUUUUAUUAUUGUUAUUAGAUUACCCUUUUACUAUGUACCAGGACCAAGGUGAAAAACAGUUAUGGCUGUAAUAUUGUAAAUCUGUUUGAGUUAUGUUUGAAUACUUUUUUUUCUAAAGAAAUUUUGGUAUUUAUUGAUAUUUUGCAGGGGCCGCGGAACCGGGGGGGGGGGGGGGGGGGGGGGGGGGGGGGCUUCAGCCCCCACUUUUUCCAAAACCGUAAAAAUGACCAUAUGAUUGUGAUUUUUAGCAUGGUCAGCCCCCCCACUUUUGGCUCAGCCCCCCCACUUUCAAAACCGUUCCGCGGCCCCUGUUUUGCUUGUAUGAAUUUUUGUUGCAUGCUGUUUAAGGUUUGAUUGCUGAUUUUUAAGUGUUUCUGGAUUGUUUCUGAUAUCUUUAGUACUCCUUCAAACAGCCAUCAAUUUCAUUUGUAACCCAAAUGUAAUCCCUGAACUCAAGAAAGACCUGGAGUAAAAGAUGAAGUUAGAUCCUUUCAUAAGUCCUUGAUUAUAAUGAUUGAUUAAAUUGGUAAUGAACAGAUUUUUUUUAUAAAUCCAUUUGCAUUUUAGCUACAUCUCUAUCUUCAGUAAAAAAUCAAUAUUGAGCCGUUUAAAUGGACUUAACUGCAAAUAAAAUGAAUUACAGAUAUAUUUUUCAAAAUGUAUGUAUAAUUUCUUGCCAAAUAGUGAAUAUUUGAAAAAUGUGAAGGACACUCAGCAAUGAAAGAAUUUUCAAAUUUUUCAAAAACAAAUUUAUAUAGACUUUAACUAUUUUUAUUUGCUGACUAUAUGAUAAAUAUAAAUUCCUUUGUGGUGACAUUUACAGAUAUGAAAAAGAUUUAAAAGUGGCAAUUUUGUUGUAUUGAAUCAACAUGUGAACAUGAUGAAAUUGGGAAUUAAUGUUAUUCACAGACUACACCGUAUCCAUCAUAAUUUCAUACUUGAGAACAAUUAUGAAUCCAUUAAAACAUGUCAUUUUACAAGAAAAUGUAGGAAAUCACCAAUAAUGUCUUGUCAUGUUUUGCAACUGAAGAGUACAAAAUCUCUGAAAUAAUUCACACAAAAACUGAAUUUCAAGUGUUGAAUCCUGUUAUUUAAGGAUAUAGAGAUAAUUCCAACAAAAAAAACCCACUAGUAUUAGUCAGUGAAAAGUAUGAAUGUUCAAUAAAUUUGUUGAAUUUGUAAUCUUCAAGAGGAAUUUUCUUUUUAUUCCUCAAACCUUUGAAUGAUCAAAUGUGAAAAUGGGUCGUUUUCAAUUUUGAUACAGUGCAUGUACAACUCUUGUUGAAAUCAGUACUUCCCAGAAAAAAAGAAAAGUGUAAUUCAGUGUAAUUUUUUUUUUUCUUAUCAUGAUCAUACAUUUGUUUCAUAUGAUGUACAUGAAUGGAAAUAUAUGCUUCUUGCAUGAAUAUAACAAUGGAAAGUGGUGCUACCAAAUUUUCAUUUGCACAAGCAAAUAAAGAUAUUGGGUGACUAAUUUUUCUGGCUUUUACUGCUUUCUAUUUGGAAAACAAAUUUAUGCGUAACAUUUUAAUGACGCAUGGUAAAAAAAAUUUACAUGAUAAUAUUCUUGAUUUCUACCAAUUCGAUGGAUUAUUGAAAAGCAAACAUUUCGUUUUCCCAACAAAGCAGCAGACAAUAGGCAAACGGUGAAUGCUGUUUGGGCGAGGGAAAGAAAAACCUUUGUUGCAGGCUUGAGUCUUUGGCUAUGGGAAUUCAAUGUUACAAUGGUAAUAAUUUUGAUAUUUUUUAACUCAAACUUCUCUCAGUGUUUUCAUGCAUUGCUACAAUUUACAAGGGCGGCGAAACAUGUUUGAAGGGGGUGUCUGUGAGGCGAAGCAGAAUAAGGAUACAUCACUCUUUACAAGUGUAGACGAGAAAGCCAUUCUUGUCGUGGGUGUUUUUUUUUUUAAAGUGGGUCACACCCCCCCCCCCUCCAACAUUCCACUGCCCCGGUCUUGUCUGAUCAUUUCAAGCAAUUUUUUACACGUUAGAAAGAAGUCAAACAUAACAUUUAAGCCACAAGCCAACCACAAAAUCACACUCGCCACGCAUUCACCUGUAGCCCAUUGUCUGCCGCUUGGUUGGAAAUGCUUGUUUUUCAAUGAUCAGUGCAAUAGGUAGAAAUCAAGCAUUUUCAGGCAACUUUUUCUUGACUAUGCGUCAAUCAUAUUCUACGCACAAGGUCUCAUUUGAAAGAUGAAAAAUGGAUAUUGAAAUUACGAACUUUGUUAUGCGAAUAGAUAGAAGUAAAAACCAGAAAACUCACUUUAAAAUAGUAAUUUGCUUGUGCAAAUGAAAAUUUGGUAGCACCACUUUUCAUUGUUCUAACUCAGUCAUGCAUGAAUUACAUAUACGAACGUUGAGAUGGGCUUCAAAGAGGGGAACCUUUUCUUUCAUUGAUAUACAUCUCAUGAAGCAAAUUCAUGAUUAUGAGGGCAAAAAAUUACACCAAAUUACGGUUUCCUUUUAUCUGGGAUGCACUGUACAUAUAUGAUUCGGAAAACAACGCCAUAAAUUAAAACAGAUUUUAAAUAAAAAUGAAGUAUAGCUCUCAAAAAUGAAAGGCAAAGUCACUCUUUGUCAGUGCCCAUGGUGUUACAAAAAACAAAAAUCAUUUUCUGAAAUGAUGAAAAAUGUUUUAACUUUUAUGCAUGUAUGAUUCGAUUUUAAUUUGUUAAUUGUCUUCUUCUACCAAUUAACAUGUUUUUUUUUCUUGUUAGUAUGCCUUGAAUUAAUGUGUGAAGAAUAUAUGAGAAAUAUAAUUAACAUUUUGAACAAAAUAAAGUUACAUGUACUAUCAAUGAUUGAAUUUAUCUGUAUAAUUUUGUACCAGAUCAUGUAUUCAGAUGAAUAAAUUUAUAAAAAGUGA
Molecule: messenger RNA, 4588 nt
Organism: Lytechinus pictus (painted urchin)
Lineage: Eukaryota; Metazoa; Echinodermata; Echinoidea; Temnopleuroida; Toxopneustidae
Product: neudesin-like
Exons: 4
Coding region: 21-461 (146 amino acids)
Cellular component (GO): membrane; endoplasmic reticulum; endomembrane system
Source: RefSeq, a predicted model, not a curated record